UUUAAACCCAGUCAUGGGUUUAUAGCCAAAAACAGAAUGUCACAAACCACCGACAGCCUGCAUACGACAGUCGCACGGCUUCUCCGCGAAAACAGAGACACGGAGAAGAAACAUGACGAGGUCUUUACAGGUUUGCCUUCUGCACUUAGUUAUGUCGUGGUUUAGCAUCACCAGCAGCAGUAACUACCAUCGCUACCCAUACUACUACUUCAACAGUCGCAGCUUUCCCUCUUCCUUCCCAAUAUACAAACCUAUGGCCAGGUGCAUCCGUCUGGUAUCAGGACUCGGAGGAUCCUUCUCCUUUCCACACCCUUUCUUCAAAACAAAGCUGAGGAGGCGGGUAAUCAACGAGUUCGACUCCCAGAAGGACAUCAAGCGGUCGUACGGGGAUAUGUUCAUGACGGUGGGAGAGCUGAAGAAGGCUCUUGGGAUUGACGGCUCCCGUAACGUAAGCUGGAAGAAUGGCGUCAGCAAGGAAGGACCUGCUGGAGAGGAGAGUUUUAGCAAGUCGUCUGCUGCUUUCAAAGCUGAGUCCUUUCAAGUGAAUUCCGACAUUUGCUGUUCCACAAAUGAGAUAUUCUUUAUCAACCAGACGUUGGUGGACAUUGACAACACAUCUCGAAAGAUAGCGCAGUUACCAAAGAUCGGAGCUUACCAGUUUAUACGUCAUGGUCUGUGUGCAUUUAAAGGAGCAUGCCAGGGAACGUGCGUCCAACAUUACAUCAAUCUGCCACUGGCCGUCGACGAACCUGGGACUUCGGGGUUCCCUAUAUCCUUCCGUUUUUUCAGCAUUCCAGGAUACUGCUCGUGUAGGUUCGUCGGAUUUUGAGCUAUUAGUUGUGAACUUGAAUCAUUCCAGGCUACUGCUUGUGUAGGCUUGUCGGAUUUUAAGCUAUUGUGAAUGUGGAUCAUUCUAGGACAGUUCGCCAAAAGAGCUACAACUUCAGAAAGAGCGAAGCAAUUUUAAAUGCAACAGAAAAUGUGGUUCAUACAAAAAAACUAUAUACAUUUAAACUACUUGAAUUAUAUUCAUGUAACUUUAUAGUUUAUUUUAUGGAUUUAUUUUGUAAAUAAUGUACAUAUACUAAUCAGUUAGUAAUAAAUUUAAAUUUGAAACACACCAGGGGCCUAAUUCACUAAACUCUCGCAACUUUGCGAUCUCGCAGUGCAAUGCUAAAAGACUUGCAAAGAGGGUGCUUUGUUGUCUAGCAAAGCGUAAGAGACCUUUGUGAAUUAGGCCCCAGGAUCUAAAGACAGAAGAAAAUAAAAAGACCACAGCUGCAUUUUGAAUUUAUAAACCAUGAUUUUCAUAAUAAAAACAAAUAAAAAUCCAAUGACUUUCGAUUGCCAAGAUAUUUAAUUCAAAGUAGUGCACACGAUACUUGCAUAUUGUUUUGUCACCGUUACAUUAGCUUGUAUUGUAAAUAAUACAAAAUAAAACUGUUGUUUUAUGCUGAUAGUGAGAAGGGUGAGAAAGUGCUACUUUUACAAAAAAAAAUUUGUUAUCAGUUAAAUGUUUUGAAUCUCUCGUGGUUCCUACUGGGAAUUUGUAUUUCCGGGAACCGACCCUACCUAACAACAAAUGCCGACACUAAGUCUUUUCGAUGUAUUUUUUUUAAUUAUUAUUUAUUUUAUUAAUAUUUUUAUUAAUAUUUUUAUUAAUAAUUAUUUAAGUCAAAAGAAUUAAUAGGCAUUUCAUCGGUAACCUUAGACGUGAAUGUAUUAUUUAUUUUUAAUGCCGACCUAUCUUACGUAUUUUUUUUCGGCACAUUCCACGAACAUACAUUUACAAUUUUUUUUUUUUACAUAAUUAUGUUACUUAAAAUGAAAUACAUUCAGUGCAUUUGGAAAAUCUUCAAGGUCUGUUCGUUCAUGAUAUCACUUUAUUCACUGAUACGUUUGGGACGUAGUUCAGUGACAAACGUCAAAUUUGGGAGGCCGCGAGUUAUAGGAUCAGUUCCCUGUGAGAGUGUUUAUCGAGCUACGCUUUAUUCAAUAGGUGUUAUACAACUGGCAUAUCAACAGCCGUCGUAUGUUCUGUUUUCUGUGGCAAAAUGUUUAACCAUUAGAAUUACAUAUUAAAUGCGUGGUUAAUACAAGGGACAUACUAUAGCUUAAUCAGUAGAACUUUCGCCUGAAGUGUUGUACGACUUUAAUAUCAAAAGUGGUGGUAUAUUCUGUUCUCUGUAUCCAAUCUUUAACUGGGGACGACUUCUUUCGACAGCGAGGCACAUAUCCCAUUUUAAUCGGAACAUUUCGACUAUUUCCGGCAGAGGAAAUAUUUUCGCCGAAAAGAUGCGAGGAGUUCCGAUGUUGUAAUUUCUGUACUUAUCGUGAAACAGUUCCAAAAUUCUAAAUUAUUAUUUGACGACGAGGUGACAGAAAAUCCCCUCCACUGUGCUUUACUUAAAACAUGUUUGAUGAUAUAAAAGUGAGGUUUAGUGUUUAAAGUAAAUGUGAGUUUAAUUUAUAAUCCAUAUUUAGAGCAAUACAAAUAAAAUAAGGAUAUUAAAUCCGUGACUGAGGCCUUUAAGUAUUGAAAUUACAUAUUAAAUGCAUGUUUAACUAUUGUAAUUACAAAUUAAAU
Molecule: messenger RNA, 2587 nt
Organism: Gigantopelta aegis
Lineage: Eukaryota; Metazoa; Mollusca; Gastropoda; Neomphalida; Peltospiridae
Exons: 4
Coding region: 113-829 (238 amino acids)
Source: RefSeq, a predicted model, not a curated record